Messenger RNA from Talaromyces proteolyticus, 2960 nucleotides. RefSeq names its product pheromone processing endoprotease KexB. NCBI's taxonomy places the organism in Eukaryota, Fungi, Ascomycota, Eurotiomycetes, Eurotiales, Trichocomaceae. The coding region runs from base 254 to 2776 and encodes 840 amino acids. Gene Ontology annotation, molecular function: serine-type endopeptidase activity. The transcript has 2 exons. Gene Ontology annotation, cellular component: trans-Golgi network; Golgi membrane. The record is from RefSeq and is a predicted model, not a curated record. Gene Ontology annotation, biological process: protein processing.
CCAAAGUGUCUCCUUAUCCUUCCUCUCGUUACUACACCUCCCGACUGCAAGAUUCUCUACUCAUCGUGCUUGUUUUUAUUCUUAUUCUUUUAUUCUCCCUCUAUUUUGAUUCCUAUCUCGGUAUUCCCCUCCAUUUCCAAGGCUGCCGUGGCGGGAUCUGCAAUUCAUUGUUAAAUGGCCCUAGGGGACACCUGUGUCCUUUGCUAGCCGUGAAGCACCUGAAGCGGUGCUUCUCAUCCACAACACCCUGAAAAUGCGUGUUUUGAAGGCUGCGGCCUUUUCGCUUCUUCUUCCUGCGUCGAUCGCGCAACUCGUUACUCGCACCCACGAUACCCAUGACUUCUUCGCACUUCACCUCGAUGAUUCAGUGGCCCCCGAAAACGUGGCUCAGGCUCUAGGAUGUCACCACGAGGGCCAGAUCGGAAGCCUACAGGGUCAUCACAAAUUCUCAAUAGAUAGAGAUCAAGCACCCGCAGUGGAAUUGCUCUUGGAAGAAUUGCGAGUUCAGCAGAAACUCAGGCGACGGGGAAGCAGUGACGCUAGCCUUUUGCAAAAAAGAGAAGAUGGUCUCGACGGGGUUCUAUGGUCUCAAAAACUUGUGUUGAAGCACCGCCUGCACAAGAGGGGGCCCGUGGAUCUUUCUAGCCUACCCAAACCCGACGAGCAACUCACGCCACGUCAAGUGGACCAGGAUGCAAUAAUCAGGCAGAAGCGCAUUGCUUCCGAUUUGGAGAUCCGAGAUCCGCACUUUGACAAACAAUGGCACUUGUUCAACCCUGUUCAGGUAGGAAAUGAUUUGAAUGUGACCGGAGUGUGGCUCGAGGGCAUUACGGGCAAGGGAGUCGUCACAGCCAUCGUCGACGAUGGCCUAGAUAUGGACAGCAUUGACUUGAAAGACAAUUUCUUUCUCAAUGGGUCAUGGGAUUUCAAUGACAACGUAAGGGAGCCGAAGCCAAGACUCUCCGAUGACAGACACGGCACUCGAUGUGCAGGCGAAGUCGCUGCAGUUCGGAAUAAUGUCUGUGGUGUCGGUAUGGCUUACGAUAGCAAAGUUUCGGGGAUUCGCAUUCUCUCGAAGGAAAUUAACGAUGCUGACGAAGCAACAGCCAUCAACUAUGGGUUCCAACACAAUGACAUAUAUUCGUGUUCAUGGGGUCCCCGGGAUGAUGGACAAACCAUGGAUGCUCCUGGUCUACUAGUGAAGCGAGCAAUGGUGAAUGGUAUUCUGCAUGGACGUGAUGGUAAAGGAUCGAUCUUUGUCUUUGCUGCCGGAAAUGGUGGUGUAGCCGAUGACAACUGCAAUUUUGACGGCUACACGAACAGCAUCUACAGCGUUACCGUCGGCGCUCUCGAUCAAUUAGGACACCACCCUUCCUACUCCGAGGCUUGCUCGGCACAGCUUGUGGUUGCUUACAGCAGUGGUGGAGGCAACUCUAUCUAUACGACUGACGUCGGCACCGAAACAUGCACCGACAAGCAUGGUGGUACUUCAGCCGCUGGCCCACUCGCCGCUGGUGCUAUAGCACUGGCACUAAGCGUGCGACCUGACCUAACCUGGCGUGACGUUCAGUAUCUCAUGGUUGAAACCGCGGUCCCCAUUCAUGCUGAACAUGAUGAGGUUCAGCUAACCCCGAUUGGCAGAGAAUACAGUCAUCAAUAUGGCUACGGUGUGGUGGAUACUUAUGCCCUCGUACAGAAGGCCAAAGACUGGGAGCUUGUGAAACCACAGUCUUGGUACACUUCGCCCUGGUUGCGUGUUCAAAAAGAUAUUCCAGAAGGAGAUCAAGGCCUGGCCAGCUAUUUCGAUAUAACUGCGGAUAUGCUCAAACAGGCAAACUUUGAGCGUGUGGAACAUGUCACUGUGACUAUGAAUGUUAACCAUACUCUGAGAGGCGAUUUGAGUGUUGAGCUCCGUGGCCCUCAGGGUAUUGUCAGUCAUCUCAGUGUUCCAAGAAAAUAUGACCGCGCGGAAGCUGGUUACGUCGAUUGGACUUUCAUGUCCGUUGCGCAUUGGGGAGAGACCGGAGAAGGCGUGUGGAGCAUAGUUGUGAAAGAUACCAACGUCAAUGAAUAUCAUGGAGUGUUCACCGACUGGCGCCUAACUCUUUGGGGUGUUUCCAUUGACCCGGCAUCACAGUUGCCCCAUCCUCUCCCAGAGGAAAAUGACGAUGACCAUAAUAUUGAAGAUGCCGUCUAUGCUACAGUCAGUAUCAAACCUCAUACCAAGACUCAGCCAACAUCUGUUGCGACCGACCACCCCGAUCGCCCCGUGAACGAAAAGCCCAGUGACACCGUAGCCAAACCAACUACUACAGCAAUGGCCCCUACCCCGGUGGAACAGGAAGAAGAGGAAGAAGCGAAACCAUCGACGGUAACCGACGAGACAUCGCCCAGCCAAACUGCAUCCCAGGGGUUCCUACCGUCUUUCUUGCCUACAUUCGGAGCUCAGCCUCAUACCCAAAUUUGGAUCUAUGCCUCGAUAGCUCUAAUCCUCAUCUUUUGCCUCGCAUUGGGCAUCUACUUUCAGGUACAGCGACGCAAGCGUCUGAGAAACAACCCGCACGACGACUAUGAAUUCGAAAUGAUCGACGACGAAGAUGAUGACGCCGAAGCUCCAUUGACUGGCAGACAGGGAAGAAAACGCCGAGGCGGUGAACUAUACAAUGCUUUCGCUGAAGAGAGCGACGAGGAGCUUCUUAGUGAAGAGGACGACGGGCCGUAUCGCGACGGCACCGGACUUACAGAGAAGAGCCACAAAAACGAGCCCGAAGCAUAGAGCUCUCGGCGCUUUUGCAUUACAGAUCUUUAAACAGUACUGCACGCACGCAUGCAUUUGUAUAUUGCUAGCAUCUUCUGUCGUUGAUAUUAUGGUUUGGGAACAUGCGGCGUUCUGGCGGGGCAAUGGUGUAUUUAUGUAGCUUGAUUUUGUAGCUGAAUAUAAAGGGGUAUAUAUUUUCCGA